AUGGAAAUGAUGGAGAAGAUUACCCUGCGGGAUCCGGAACAGCAAGACGUCAGGGUGGCUCCCACAAGCGUGCCUACGAGCGUGAAGAAUGACCAAGGCAUCCUGGAAGACUUUGUGCGUCACAGUUCGUUUCCGAUCGCCCGGCAUAUGUUGCGGUCGGAUUUGCGAGCCUCACUGAAGCUGUUCUGGCUCAUCGUGCUCGUGUGUUUGGUGGGUUUGUUCGGCUUCACGGCGGUUGUGAAUUUUGAACGACUCCAGGACACCUCAAACGUGUACAUUGCGGAAGCCGAGAAGGCACUGCCUAUCUGGAGUGUUCCAUUUCCCGCGGUGACGUUGUGCCCUCAGAAAAGUCGGUGCGUUAGUGAGCAACCGUUGCGUUUGGAGCAGUUUUGUGAGACAGUCUGCUGGCAGGACGUGUGCACGAACGAGUGUGAUUCGCUGCUCGACGCAGUUCGAACGGAACGCGGUAUCUGCUACACCUUUAACGCGGUGGCUGGAGAGCAGAUCUUCAAUGUAAACAACCUGGUCAACGUGAGCGAUCUCUCGAACGUUACUCGUCCGACAGAGAACUGGGACUUCUUGAGAGGGUUGAGAAUCAUCACAAGCGUGCUGGUGAAACAGUAUCCUCGUGCGGCACAAGACAUCUCAGGACGCUAUCGGCUCAGAAUCACCAUCUCCAACGAGCACUGGAAUGAUACCACGUCCGAGUGUGCAGUUCGUUCGCUAGAGGUUUUCGUGCACUCACCGAUCGACUUCCCGUACAAACCCAUCGAGUCUACAACGAUCCCCGGCAGCUCAAUAGUUCAGUUGCGGGUGUUUCCCAAAAUGGUGCGAUCACAACGCUACCUGCGAUACUUCGGUCCCUCAACAACGGGUUGUAUAUCGCAGGUCCAGAACCCACUCAAACUUUUCUCACUGUACUCGCAGAGCAAUUGUGAGCUGGAAUGCCAUGCGACGUACUUCCUCGAGCGGCGUGGUUGUGUACUAGAGCACAUGCCACGUGGCCACGAGACGAGUCUUUGCAACGCAAGUACCAACUACCGACCAUACGACGUACUCGAUAAGAACGUUAUGGCGCAGCUGAGAGCAGAAAACAUUCCCAGGUCGCAGUUUUUCCGACGACUGUGUAACUGCUUGCCGGCAUGUGUGGAGUUCCGGUAUCGAGCUGAAGCUAGCACGCACACCGUUGCGAUGAUGGAGUCAUGGCCCGAGAUGGAGAUGAACGAAACGGAGUCUUUAGCCUCACAAGUUGAGGUAGAGUUCGCCGAGGAUCAUUUCUACCCUCUAGUGCGAAGCGUUCGAUAUGGGGUGUUGGAUUUUCUGGCCGAUUCCGGUGGACUGAUCGCACUGUUUUUAGGCGUCUCCAUCGUGUCGCUGUUGGAGGUGGUCUUUUUCUGCUUUCUCAAACCAGCCGUUGUGAGGUAG
Anopheles nili is the source of this 1425-nucleotide messenger RNA. RefSeq names its product pickpocket protein 28-like. The coding region runs from base 1 to 1425 and encodes 474 amino acids. Gene Ontology annotation, biological process: sodium ion transmembrane transport. The record is from RefSeq and is a predicted model, not a curated record. NCBI's taxonomy places the organism in Eukaryota, Metazoa, Arthropoda, Insecta, Diptera, Culicidae. Gene Ontology annotation, cellular component: membrane. The transcript is spliced from 2 exons. Gene Ontology annotation, molecular function: ligand-gated sodium channel activity.